AUGGACGUGAAUCAGGUCGCAGAGCUGGGAAAAUUCGUCGAGCAGUUGAAAUCAAAUCCUUCGAUUCUCCACGAUCCUUCUCUGAAUUUCUUCAAGGAAUAUCUCCAAAGUUUAGAAGCUCAAGUUCCCAAAGAGAAAACUGAAAAAGAUAACGAAGAUAAGGCAGAGACAAAACCCAGCUCCUCUCCUAAACAUGAUGAUGAUGAUGAAAUCAUCGAGUCUGAUGUUGAACUGGACAACUCUGAUGUAGUUGAACCAGACGAUGACCCUCCUCAGCCGAUGGGAGAUCCUACAGUUGAAGUGACAGAUGAAAAUAGGGAUGCUGCUCAGUUACUAAAGAAGGAAGCUUUAAGGGAAACCGUACGAGCAAAUUUUGACGAAGCUAUAGAUCAUCUAACGAAAGCCAUCAUGCUAGACCACACUUCUGCAAAUCUCUACGCCACUAGAGCUCAUCUGUUUGUAGCUAUUCAAAAGCCAAAUGCUGCAAUUCGCGAUGCGGAUAUGGCUUUACAGCUCAACCCUGAUUCAGCUCAGGGGUACAAAUCAAGAGGUGUUGCUAGGUCCUUUUUAGGCCAAUAUGAAGGCGCUGCGGCUGAUCUUCGUGAAGGAUCAAAAUUGGAUUACGAUGAGGAUAUAGAGUUGAAGCUUAAGAAGGUUGAACUUAAUGUAAAGAGAAUCGAAGAGCACCGCAGGAAAUAUCAACGUCUGAGAAAAGAAAAGGAACUCCAGAGGGCUGAACGCGAGAGACGAGAACAGCAAGAAGCUCAGGAACGAGAAGCUCUGUCUGCACUCAAGGACGGACAAGUGAUUAGCAUCCACUCAACAAGCGAGCUAGAAGCAAAGACAAAGACCGCAAAGAAGGUAUCUCGUCUGGUCAUCAUAUACUUCACAGCUGCAUGGUGUGGACCGUGCCGUUACAUGUCUCCUCUGUACUCGAACCUGGCCACGCAGCACCCGAAAGUGGUCUUCUUGAAAGUUGACAUAGACGAGGCCAAUGACGUGGCUGCUUCUUGGAACAUCAGCAGCGUCCCGACCUUUUGCUUCAUCAGAGAUGGCAAACAAGUGGACAAAGUUGUUGGAGCUGAUAAAGGUUCGCUUGAGCAGAAAAUUGCACUACACUCUUCUAAGUAG
This is a messenger RNA of Microthlaspi erraticum, 1131 nucleotides long. Lineage: Eukaryota; Viridiplantae; Streptophyta; Magnoliopsida; Brassicales; Brassicaceae. The record is from the annotation of a GenBank genome assembly.